AUGAAGGAUCCCUUUCCGCCAUGUCCGGACACCAUCGUCAAAGCAGUCACCCCAAUAUGUGAAAUACUUGGCUUCACCACUCUCCCAAAGCAUUUCCACGAAGUUGUUGGGGCUUUUCUUUUAUACCAUGUUACCAACGUUUAUUUAUCUCCCCUCAUAUCGCCGCUACUUUUUCCUAAGACCUAUCGUUCCUUCAAUAAACGAAACCGAAUUAACUGGGAUAUCCAUGUUGUAUCUCUGGUUCAGAGCACCUUAAUAUGCAUUGUCUCGCUAUACGCAAUGUUCGUUGAUCGAGAGAGGUCUGAAAUGGAUGCAAAACAACGUGUGUGGGGUUAUACCGGCCUACUUGGGAUGACUCAAGCAUUCGGAGCUGGCUAUUUCCUCUGGGAUCUGAUGGUUAGCACACAGUAUCUUAAUAUAUUUGGACCCGGGCUUCUUGCACAUGCAAUCUGUGCUCUUUGUGUCUUUUCACUAGGUUUCAGACCGUUUGUCAACUACUACGCCCCGACAUUCCUCCUCUACGAGCUAUCCUCACCAUUCCUAAAUUUUCAUUGGUUCAUGGAUAAGCUGGAAAUGACAGGGUCGACUUUACAACUAGUAAACGGAAUUUGCCUGCUUGUGGUUUUCUUCUCCUGUCGGCUUGUAUAUGGCACCUAUUCCUCUUUUCGAGUAGGCUCCGAUAUCUACCUUGCGUGGCAAAACCCCCCGCGCGAUAUCGUUCAACAGGGGCGGUCGGUCCCUGCUUGGUUGGCGCUCUCUUAUGUCACCAGCAAUUUAAUUUUGCAUUUCCUUAACUUUUAUUGGUUCGGAAAGAUGGUCGAUGCCUUGAGGAGGAGGUUUGACUCUACAAAAUCAACUGUAAACUCUCCUGAGAAAAAGGGCAUUGUGGUAACCGAGGAUGAAGUCAGCGUUGAGGGAACGGAUCUCAAAAUCCCGACCAGCUCUGCACUUCAUCAGAGUGUUGCGAGGCACCGAAGAUAG
This is a messenger RNA of Orbilia oligospora ATCC 24927, 981 nucleotides long. RefSeq lists its product as uncharacterized. The transcript has 2 exons. Gene Ontology annotation, biological process: lipid homeostasis. Lineage: Eukaryota; Fungi; Ascomycota; Orbiliomycetes; Orbiliales; Orbiliaceae. Gene Ontology annotation, cellular component: membrane; endoplasmic reticulum. Bases 1 to 981 code for a protein of 326 amino acids. The record is from RefSeq and is a predicted model, not a curated record.